AUGGAAGCACUGUGUACCAGACCACCUCGGCUUUCCAAGAGUCCGCAUCCGUCAGUGUUGAGCAGACUUACACCACUACCGACUCACAAGGCCGUGCUGUCACCACUUCUGCUCGUUUCCCCCGGCGUUGUUGUUGUUACUACCAACUCGCGAGGAUCGACCAUCUCAACAACAUCUGCUGUUGCCAGCGUUGCUGUUGACCAGAAUGGAGAUGUCAUUAGCUCUGUCGAUGCACCUGCGCCGAGUGGAAGCACUCGUCGUACAAGCGAUUCUGAAGUCGUUACUACUACCGAUCAGUAUGGCGCCAGCGUAAUCCUCUCUGGUGCUUCCCGUGGGGCCGUCAUUACCACCACGGAUGCCAAGGGUUCUACCUUCAUCACUACCUACACUCCUGGUGGUGGCAGAGUCAGCUCUCUCGUCCUGAUGACUACAACCCUGCCCGAUGGCGCACCCGCCACUGUAACCUCGCUUGCUGUUGUUGGUGGUGCACAAGCUGCGACCGCCUCAUCGGAUCGUCCCAGCUCUACCAACACUGCCGCCCCUGGCCUGCAGUCUGGUGCUGCCAGCGCAUCUCGCUCCCACAUCAAGGGUGCAUUUGCUGUUGUCGGUGGUGCGCUAGGUCUUGUCUACAUGCUUUAA
This is a messenger RNA of Aureobasidium vineae, 639 nucleotides long. Lineage: Eukaryota; Fungi; Ascomycota; Dothideomycetes; Dothideales; Saccotheciaceae. The record is from the annotation of a GenBank genome assembly.